AUGCUGAGUUCCAGCACAAACAGCCACAGCUAUUGCGAGCUGAAGCUGACUAAUCGUUCGGUAGUUUUCUCAGCAGCUUGCGGCAAGGUGAGGCUGCUGGGGAGGGCGGCCCCGCCGGGGGGGAGGCAGGUGUGUGCCCCGGGGGAGAGGCGGGGGGGAGCCGGGGAGGUGGACCGCAACAGCCACUCUCUCAACUUGCCGACGCCAUCGGACGCGGUGGGAAUCUCUGCGGAAACUCCUGUGAAGCGGCAGCCGGACAGAGGGACUGACCGUGAGGUACUGUCUCCACAACUGGACGCCACGUCAAGUCACCAAACGGUUGGGGAUGUCUCUGACGGCUCUGUGGACACAGCAGUGGAUGAUGACAGUGGACAAGAAACAGAGGAGGAGAGCACAUGGCUGAAGUGGGGCAGUCUGGCUCUGACGCUUGAGGCAGCUCCUGAGUGUGAGGUGAGCACUGAGGGGUGUCCUGGCCAGACUGGAGGGGAGCCAGGCGGGUGGUCAGACACAGGAGAUACCUUGGGACCAGUUGACCCACAAGAGGAGAUUAUAAGAGCUCCUGAGAGCGACCAGGCCGCGGUAAAUGUGGAUGUUACACUUGAUGACAAGCAGAUCACACGGCCCGAAGCUGCUGAUGAGGAUGGACUGAGAUGGACAGAGGCAUCUGAUCAGGUUCAAGCCGAUAGCUUCACAGAAGCUCACAAAGAGCUCACACCUGAUGCAUCGAUUACCGCUGAGGCUAAUGGAGAAAUCGAUUCAUUUCAAUCACCUCAAGGGGUCGGAGAUGGGGUGGGAUUCUCCCCCCAGCCCAAGGCACUUGGCCAGGGUGUUGCCCCGAACAUAGAGCAGGGACAGGGGGAGAGGAGGGACAUCUCAGGCUCCUCUGCCCCGACUUUGGAGGAUCUGACUGAGGAGAUCGCGGGGAUCAGACAGAAUGAAGCCUGGAGCCAGACUGAGAUCAGACUGCUGGUGAGGAAGCUGGAGGAGUCCAGCUGUCAGGUUGAUAGUCUCCAGCGGGAGUUGGCCACAGAGAGGGAGAGGACCGGGCUGUAUGUGGAGAGGAUGGGAGUCCUGGAGAGGGAGGUGGGCGGCAGCUCGGCUCUGGCGGAGGUGCUGUCUGAGUGCAGGUGCAAAGUGGAACAGUUUGAGGAACUGAAAGAAUCGUCAGAAGAGCUGGUGUACAAAUUCCAGGAGUCCAAGGAGACUGCAGUUCACUUAAGGGAGAGAAUUACAGAACUGGAAUCUCAGAAUGUUAUCAAGGAACGCAGAAUAAAGGAGCUACGACAUCAGUUGUCUGAAUGCAGGAAAACCGUGGAGAUUGCCCCGGUGCCAAGGCAGGCCAGCACCUUGAAUGGAAGUGGGCUAGAAAUGGUGGAGGAAGAGACACCGAAGCAGCGAUGUUCCAGCAGAAGAAACGGACAUGCAGUUUCAGCCUCCACCCAGCCCCAGAGAAGGCAAUCUGCUGCUCACUCAGCACAGCCACCCACAGACACUACAAAAGUCUGUAUCAUUCUAUGACUGGAAGAAACGGGGUCAACGUUUUGUGAACUAACACGUUGUGGAGUCCUGUAGCGUAAUGGUUAGAGCACUCCCCUCA
Molecule: messenger RNA, 1597 nt
Organism: Callorhinchus milii (elephant shark)
Lineage: Eukaryota; Metazoa; Chordata; Chondrichthyes; Chimaeriformes; Callorhinchidae
Exons: 2
Coding region: 1-1518 (505 amino acids)
Source: RefSeq, a predicted model, not a curated record